This is a messenger RNA of Emiliania huxleyi CCMP1516, 1089 nucleotides long. RefSeq lists its product as hypothetical. Bases 1 to 1089 code for a protein of 362 amino acids. The transcript has a single exon. Lineage: Eukaryota; Haptophyta; Isochrysidales; Noelaerhabdaceae. The record is from RefSeq and is a predicted model, not a curated record.
AUGGCGCUGCGGGCCCCCAACAUGCACGAGCUCGUCGCGCUCGCGUCUGCGGCAUUACUGAGAGCGGCGCCGCUCCGCUGCCGAGUCAUGAGCACAUUCUCCACCGGCGGAGGGUCCUGCGCCGCGGCGAGCGCCGACGUCAGGCGGCUGGCCGACGGCACAUACUUCAAUCGCAAACUCGGCGCACUCAACGUGUUCGAGAUUGACGUCGACGAGUCGAUCAUCGACGAGGCGGCCGAUAUCUUCUACGGCCGCGAUGCGAGCAGCAGCAGCGACGGCGACGGCGACGGCGACGGCGACGGCGACCAUAGCCCCUUUGCAGGCGUGGGCGACAGCGCAGAGCCGUACACUGAGGUCGCGACACCGGCCGGCAACUUUUUCACGCAGCGCGUCAGCGGCUGGAGAAGCAACAUAGCGUGGGUCUCGGUCGACGACGAGCACUCCUUUCAGAGAUUCGAGGCGCUCUUUGAGCGCCUCGAGCUGCCGCAGCGCUUCUCCUCUGUCAUCCCACACUUGAGCUCGCCGCGCCUCUUCAGCGCCUUUUACGUCUGCCGCUCGUGGUGCGAGGCGCACAGCUUCCACACCGACUACAUGCGCCCCGUCGGCCUGCACGCGCUCACCCUCAUCACGCCGCUGCGCGACUAUCAAGAGACGGACUCCUUCCAGCUGACCUACAAGCCGGCCGUCGCGAGCGGCGCGCCGCAAUCCGACGGUUACGCAGCGCACGGCUCCGAGGAUGCGACGGAGGGGCGGACGGCGCCGCCCGCGCUGCAGCGGUACGCGUACAAGAAGGGCAAGGCGAUCGUCUUUGGCUCUCGCUUCGAGCACAGCACCGAGCCUGGCGCGGGCGACGAGGGUGAGGUGCACGCCUAUCUCUGCUUCACCUUUGGCACGGACGACCAGUCCAAGUGGGCCGACAUUGCGCAGACGCUCGACACGCAGUCGCGCAUCGUCCAGCACCCUGAUGGAGAGCUGAGGCUCUCCGCGCUGGGUAGAGCCAUCGAGGCGGCGCUGCGCGACCUCCAGCGCGGCUCUGGCGGCGGGGGCGCAGAACAUCUCUCUUCCGUGGACGCGCAUGUCAAACGAUAG